Messenger RNA from Labrus bergylta (ballan wrasse), 902 nucleotides. The record is from RefSeq and is a predicted model, not a curated record. Lineage: Eukaryota; Metazoa; Chordata; Actinopteri; Labriformes; Labridae.
UCGAUACAAGUAAGACUGAUCACUCCUGAAGUGUAAUACGUUUUGUGUGUGAUUUAAAAAAAUAAAAUCUAUUUUCAAAGUUUUCUAAAUGAUAAUACAAGAUUAAAAUAAAGAGCCUCAAAACUUGGGAAUGUCAUGUUUGUUUGAUUAAAAAAAUAAAACAAAGUGUCUACUGUUCAAAGAGAUCAUGAAGUGGGAGAAGGUGCAAGUCAAAGGAAAUAUCCCACCAGGAGUAGCAGCCCACUCAGCUGUGGCUUUGGGAAAGAACAUCUAUAUCUUUGGGGGAAUGACAGCAGAAGGAGCGACCAACUCCAUGUAUAGAUUCAACACUGAUAAUCAUGAGUGGGACAUCCCAGAGUGGGAGGGUUUGGACUCGCGGUAUGAACACUGCUGCUUUGUCCCAGAAAGCUGUCCUCAGAGCCUGUGGGUGUUUGGAGGGGCACAGCAGAGCGGCAACCGCAAUUGUAUCCAGAAUGUACAGCUAACAGGUAAAUCCCAAUAUCACUUUUAUCUUAAUUACCCCCCAGCCUCUUCCGCCUGGUCCCAACCGGAAACACAAGGCAGACAGCCGCCAGACAAACAUGGCCAUGUUAUCGUAGCAGCAGGUUCAAAGAUCUACAUCCAUGGGGGCAUGGCCGGGGACAAAUUCCACAAUGACGUGUUCUCUCUCGAUACAAAGAUCAUGAAGUGGGAGAAGGUGCAAGUCAAAGGAGAUAUCCCACCAGGAGUAGCAGCCCACUCAGCUGUGGCUUUGGGAAAGAACAUCUAUAUCUUUGGGGGAAUGACAGCAGAAGGAGCGACCAACUCCAUGUAUAGAUUCAACACUGACAAAAGCAGAUGGGUCCUUAUGAAGUUUGAAGGGGAUAUGCCCCCCAACCACUUUUUUCUCCCUAAAAUUGAAA